AUGUCCUCGUAUCCUGCCAAAAUUAUUAAAGCACCUAAUGGAUUGGAAAUCAAACAACCGCUAGGUUUGUUCAUCAACAACGAAUGGGUUAAAACAGAAAAAACCCUUGAUGCGAUCAAUCCAUCGACAGAAGAAGUAAUUGCCAGUGUUUAUGCUGCAGAUAAAGAGGCUGUUGAUAAAGCUGUGGAUGCCGCACAACGUGCAUUUGAGGAUCCAUCUUGGUCCGAUAUCAGUGGCUCCGAUAGGGCUACUUACCUUUAUAAGAUGUCUGAGAUUAUUAGACGUGAUUCUAAGAUAAUCGCUGCAAUUGAAUCAUUAGACAAUGGUAAACCUUAUGAGGCAGAGAGUUUAUGUGGCGAUCUUGUCGAAGCUGCCGAUAUUUUCAAGUAUUAUGCAGGCUGGGCUGACAAACAUACAGGUCAAUUUUUGGGAUCGCAGGUCUUUGGAAAGGAUAAGAUUUGCUAUGUUGAUCCCGUUCCUCUUGGUGUUGUGGCUGGAAUUGUGCCUUGGAACUUUCCAUUUGAUAUGAUGGCAUGGAAAAUUGCUCCAGCUCUUGCCACUGGAAACACUUUGGUUAUGAAAUCAUCUGAGAUUACACCUUUAAGCGCUCUUUUUUAUGGAAAUAUCGCAUUAGAAGCGGGUAUUCCUAAGGGUGUCCUCAACAUUAUUUCUGGAUAUGGAAAAGACACUGGAUAUGCUUUAAGUUCUCAUCCUAAUGUUGCUAAAAUUGCAUUUACUGGUUCAACAGCUACUGGUAAAAAGAUAAUGGAAGCUGCUGGUCAGUCCAAUAUCAAAAAGGUUUCGCUCGAAUGUGGUGGAAAAUCGCCAUUUAUCAUCUUUCAGGAUUGUAACAUGAAGGCAUGUUUGGAAUGGGCGUACACAGGAAUAUUCUACAACAAGGGUGAAGUUUGUACUUCCACAUCAAGGUUUUUUGUGCAAGAUUCAAUAUAUGAUGAGUUUGUGUCCAAAUUUGUUGAAUACACGAAAACGCAUGCCAUAGUUAAGCCACCAUUUGAGAAGGAUUGCACCAUAGGACCAUUAGUCUCCAGUGCACAGUAUCAAAAAGUGAAGAAGUAUGUGGACUUGGGUAUUAAGGAGGGUGCUAAGUUGCUUUCUGGUAAGUUUCUUGAAGGAAAGGGGUACUUUUGUGAGCCAUUUAUAUUUGCUAACUGCACCGAUGAUAUGACAAUUAUGAAGGAUGAAAUAUUUGGUCCAGUUGUAGCCAUCUCGAAGUUUUCUACAAUUGAUGAUGUUGUCAAAAGAGCAAACAGUACUACCUAUGGAUUGGCAGCUGCUAUUUUCACAAAUAAUAUUACCAAAGCACAUAAAGUAGCUAAGAAAUUGCAGGCGGGAAUGGUGUGGAUUAAUUCUAACGGCGAUUCCGAUAUUCAUGUUCCUUUUGGAGGUGAGAAAAUGUCUGGAAUAGGAAGAGAGUUGGGAUCUUACGCUUUGGAUCUUUUUACACAGCAAAGAGCUGUUUUCGUGAACUUGGAUCUGCCGGAGGAACAAUAA
Messenger RNA from Brettanomyces bruxellensis, 1512 nucleotides. RefSeq lists its product as uncharacterized. Bases 1 to 1512 code for a protein of 503 amino acids. Lineage: Eukaryota; Fungi; Ascomycota; Pichiomycetes; Pichiales; Pichiaceae. Gene Ontology annotation, molecular function: aldehyde dehydrogenase (NAD+) activity. The transcript has a single exon. The record is from RefSeq and is a predicted model, not a curated record.